AUGGGAACUUGUGACUUACCUGAUGCAAAAGAGAUGAAUGAAAAUGAUAAGUUAUUUCAAAGAGUAGUUUCGGAGAAGCAAUGGGCUAAUAUCUGUCAAUUAAAUAGCUCAGGUGAAAGGGGUAAGGAGAAAGAAGAAAAGAAAAUAGCGCAUGAACAUAUGACGCUAAAGGUUGUUUCACCUCAUCAGCAAGCUUCUGCAGCAAUUUCUCAUCAGCCUGCCUCUGCUUUUAUUUAUCAACCGAAUUCAUAUUUGCAAAAUUCCAAUGUUUCUACUUCACUUACUCCACAGACUCCUGUUCAACAAAAUCAAUUAUUAGACAGUUCAUUAUCAUUGUCCACCGGGAAAGCAUUAAACGCGAAUUUUCCGAAAACGAGUGAACUCGAAGGGCAAACUUCAAAAUCUGUAUCGGAAUCUUGUGGAGUAAGCAUGUCACCUAAAGAAAGCGGGUCCAAAAGUACAAAUAAAAAAGGAUCACCAAUUAAACCUAGACCGGUUGUUCCUUCAUCCAAGGGGAAUGUUUCUUCGACUAUUGCUUCAAAUCUAGUGCCUGUUAGUGCAUCGUUACCGAUGAUGUUUAUGCCGCAAUUGGGUUCUUUUUCUGGCCCUGCAUUGCCAGUUGUAAAUCAUGGACAAAUUGUACAUCAACAGCUUAUGUCUGCUGCGCCUAUGCAAACACAAGUGAUUCCUGUUUUCCAACAACAACAAAAUAUUCAGCGUGUUUUGAUAUCUCAAUCACAACCAUCGACCGCGACAACCAACGAAACAAGUAAUGUGCAACACGUAUGCACGCGAAAACGCUUAAACGAGGAUUUGAAUAGCGUAGAAAGUGGUGUUGAAAAUGAGCCUCCACCUUUGUUGGAACAAGGAGGAGAAUCUAAAGAUGCCAUUGAUCUGCAUAUGUUAUUUGAAAGAGAAGCUGAGAGAUUUUAUGCAAAAGUAGAUCCUGGCGGAAUAAUUACAAGUGUCGUUGAUGGUUACAUUAUCGAGGAAUCUGAUCAACCAUUUCCAAUUGAACCACUCUAUAUGCUUGAUGUUUAUGCUGAUGAUAAGGAUGAUAAUGUAACGGUGGAAUAUGAGCAGAUUGAUAUGAAAAAAUUUUCAUAUGAAAAAGUGAAAAAAUUUCUAACAAAUGUUAUAACUAUUUCUAAUGAAUAUUUAAAUAUUUUGAAUCAGUUAGAUCGAUUGCUUCAGAUGGAUUUCGGCCCUGCGCAAGGUCGACUUUAUGAUAUUUUGAAUACGCCAUCUUCAAAUAAAUUAGUAGAAACCAAAGAUGAAAAAGUAGAAGAAAAAAAAGAAGAAACCGUUGAGAUGUCUGUUGAAGCUAAAGUGGAUGUCGAUUUAUCGCUGGAAGAUAAAAAGGACGAAAGUAUUCCUGAUUUAAUAAUUACUCCAAUAACGGAAGGCUCACUAAAUUGCUCGAAAAGUAGUGGCGAUACAUCGAAUCCCAUUGGUGCAACGAAUUUUUCCGAUGAAGAACCCGAUACUGAACGAUGUAAUUAUUGUAAUGGUCUUUUGCGUUUAAAAAGAAAUGAGCAGCAUCCACAAUAUUGUUCCAAAAAGUGUAGAAAACUAUGGAAGAGGAUUCCGCUUGAAGAACAAAAUAUGAAAGCGAACACUUCUAAAGUUCCAUUAUCUUCAUCGACACCAAAUGCAUCUAGUUCUUCAAGAGAUGCUUCACGGUCAUUUUCAAAGCCUUCAAGUGUAACAAGUGGCUCUCCACCAACUGAAAAUUUUACAGCUGAUCCAAAUCAGCGACCUGCUCCAGUAUUAACACUGAAAAUGGUUUCUCCACAACAAGCUACUAUAGUUAAGCCUUCAAAAUCCAACGAUGGAUUAGCAAGUGAUCGACCGGAUGCAACAUUCUCAUCAUCUUCUUCAGAUACUUCAACUAAACAUUUCUCAACGCGACCCACUCAUACCUGGACUUGUGAAGAUGUAUCAAAAUGGGUCUUAUCAGUUACGGGCUCAAGUGAUUGUGCGCAACGGUUUAUAAAUGAGGAUAUUGAUGGAACUUCUUUACUUUUAUUAGCAAAUUCAGAACAGAAUCUUGGAACAUUGCUUGGCCUAAAGGUGGGACCACUGGUGAAAAUUAAUAAUGCUUUAAGGGCCCUUACAAAUAAAUAG
Molecule: messenger RNA, 2127 nt
Organism: Dracunculus medinensis (Guinea worm)
Lineage: Eukaryota; Metazoa; Nematoda; Chromadorea; Rhabditida; Dracunculidae
Source: the annotation of a GenBank genome assembly